Aspergillus nomiae NRRL 13137 is the source of this 1920-nucleotide messenger RNA. Its product is annotated as UDP-glucose 6-dehydrogenase. The record is from RefSeq and is a predicted model, not a curated record. NCBI's taxonomy places the organism in Eukaryota, Fungi, Ascomycota, Eurotiomycetes, Eurotiales, Aspergillaceae. Gene Ontology annotation, biological process: peptidoglycan turnover; amino sugar metabolic process; glycosaminoglycan biosynthetic process. Gene Ontology annotation, cellular component: nucleus; cytosol. The transcript is spliced from 5 exons. Bases 16 to 1920 code for a protein of 634 amino acids. Gene Ontology annotation, molecular function: NAD binding; UDP-glucose 6-dehydrogenase activity; ATP binding.
AGAAGCUUCGCCGUCAUGAUUCGAAAGGUGGCAUGUAUUGGUGCUGGGUUUGUGGGGGGUCCUCUGGCCACGGUUAUUGCCUAUCAAUGUCCGGACAUCCAGGUCACUGUUGUGGACAAAAACAAGGAGCGGAUUGACGCUUGGAAUACAAGGACCCCUCCACUGUAUGAGCCAGGCCUCGAAGAUGUUCUAUCUAGCGUUCGGCAGCGAGAGACCCAGUGUAAUCUUAUCUUCUCGACAGAUAUUGAUCACGCCAUCCGAGAGGCGGAGCUUAUUAUGCUGUGCAUUGAUACCCCUACCAAAGAAAAUGGCAUUGGGAAAGGGCUGGCAUUAGAUUUGGCCAACACGCAGGCUGCUGUCAGGACCAUAGCGCAGGCCGCAGAGUCGGACAAAAUUGUCGUGGAGAAGUCGACCGUCCCGUGUGGAACAGCAGACAAAAUUCGGGACUUGCUUGAAUCGAAUUCUAAAACCGGCUGCCAGUUCGAGGUCCUUUCGAAUCCUGAGUUCCUCUCCGAAGGAACCUCAAUUACAGAUUUAUUAUAUCCGACAAAAGUUCUGAUCGGCCACCAACAAAGGCCAUCGUCGCGCCGAGCAGCUGAAGAGCUGGCUGCGAUAUACGCCCGGUGGGUAUCACCCGAGCUUAUAAUCACGAUGGACCGUUGGUCAUCCGAGCUAGCUAAACUGGCCGCCAACGCAAUGCUAGCGCAGAGAAUCAGCAGCGUGAACUCGUUAAGUGCGAUAUGUGAAGCGGUCGGAGCAGAUAUUGAGAGCGUGAGUGCUAGUUGCGGGAUGGAUCCUCGCAUCGGAAAGGGAAUGCUGAAGAGCACCCUUGGAUGGGGAGGCGGAUGUUUUGAGAAAGACAUCUUAUGUCUUGUCUACUUGGCUCGCAGUCUAGGUCUCACUCCCGUGGCAAAUUAUUGGGCAUCCGUUGUGGAGAUGAACGAGUACCAGAAGUCGCGAUUCUUUAUGCGCAUUGUCUCGUCUAUGCACGGGAGUGUCGGGGCAAAGUCCAUUGCGAUAUUAGGGUUUGCCUUCAAGAAGAAUACAUCGGACACGAAGAAUUCUGCAGCCAUUCCUCUCGUGCAAAGCCUGCUCCAAGAAGGCGCCCUCGUCUCCAUUUACGACCCUAUGGUUCCGCCAGAUCGCAUCCUAACAGACGUCAAUGCGGCCGGUAGCCACUCCGCAUCCGUCCAAGUGAGCACAUCAGCGUACGAAGCAUGCAAUGGUGCCGAUGCAGUAGUCAUUGCGACCGAAUGGGACGAGUUUCAGACCCCGAUGCCGACAGGCGACAUGCGAAUGGCCACGGCAAAGGAUACUAGCAUCGAGGAGCCCUGGUCUCCACCAAGUACACCAAGCGAUAAAGAGGGGAGACUGAACUGGAAUUGGAUUACGGAUCAUAUGCGUCCGCCCAAGUUUAUUUUUGAUGGGAGAAAUAUACUGGACAGGCAGUAUCUAGAACAGCUGGGGGCUCGGUAUUUGAUUGAAAAGGCUGAGAGAAAAGGUCUUUCACCGGACGAUAUUGUGGCUACGAUUACUCGCAUCACAGCUCAAGCGAUCGUCGACCACUACAAGCGAUAUGCGCCUAAGCACCUGGAGAUCACCGAGAUCUUUAUGUGUGGCGGCGGCGCUUACAACCCUAACAUCACAUCUUAUAUCCAGCAACAUUACACCAAUGCCCAGAUCGUAUUGCUGGAUGAGGCCGGUAUCCCGGCUGCCGCUAAGGAAGCUAUUACUUUUGGUAUGGAGGCCAUUGUUGGACGCUCUAUUCCUGUCCCGACGCGCGUGGAAACACGUCAGGAAUAUCUCUUGGGCAAAGUGUCCCCUGGCAAGAACUAUCGAAAGGUUCUACAGAAGGGCAUACUUUUUGGAGCCGGACGCGAUUAUCUACCACCGCACACUGGCCAUUAUGACCUCUGCUAA